CGUCAUCGAAAGAGGAGCAGAGUCCCCUUCUGCCGGGGCGCGUUCAGCCGUGGUGGCUGGCUUGUACCAGCGCUACAUAGAGAAGGCCUACCGGACAACCUCGUUCUAAAUUCAUCACUUCUGCUCCUCGUUUCUGCCGCCCAUGCCAUUUUUUCGCUGCUGAGAAGCUGAACUACUGCCACCAUGGGUCUUCCUACAGAUGUCUUGAAGGCGUGGGAGGCUUGCGACCGUACCGACACGCUCUUCGUUCUCGUUUGUUCUGUCUUCUGCUGGGGCAUCAUCCCCGCAGUAGGCAUAGCCUACUCCGGAUACACCACGCGCUCUAACUCUCUUGCAGCUGUCAUGCCAGCCAUUCUUGCCGUUACCGUCUGCUCCAUACAAUGGUUUUUGAUCGGUUAUACCCUGACAUAUGGGGAAGGAGGUGAUAUAUUUGGAGAUUUUACGUAUGCUUUCCAUAGAAACGUGCUUGCAGAACCGGUCGGCACGAUACCCGCCGUACUGUUUAGUUUCUUCCAGUUAGUUUUCCAGGCUACAGUUUGUGCCAUUGCUGUGGGAGGGGCUUGUGAAAGGGGACGACUGCUGCCCCUGAUACCAUUCAUCUUCCUAUGGUCUACAUUCGUCUAUAAUCCCCUCGCUCAUAUGGUCUGGGGAGGUGGCUUUCUAAUGGACCUCGGUGUGGUGGAUUUUGCUGGUGGCACGCCCGUACACAUCAACUCUGGCGCAACAGCAACCGCAAUGUCCGUCUACCUUUCGUAUCCACUGUUCCGCUCGCGCAAGUCUUCGCUCCGCACGCCAUCACAUCUCGUGAUACACCGGCCGGUCAAUUCGCUUUGCCAGUUGCUCGCGAUGAUCAGUAUCUGGGGUUCUUGGCUUGCUUUCGAUGCUGGAACCACCUUAGCGUUCAACUUCAAAUCCGUCAUGGCGUUGUGCGUCACGAAUCUAUGUGCGGCUAGCGGGGCUCUAACCUGGAUGCUAUAUACAUAUGUCGAGGUUGGGCGAUGGAGUCUCGAUUCCUGCUUCAUGGGUGCAAUAUCCGGGCUCAUUAUGAUCACUCCUUCGGCCGGCUUCAUCGACACACCAACCGCCUUCUUUUUUGGCAUACUAGGCGCUCUAGUCUGUCGACAAGCGCUUCGAAUCAAGUUCACCGACUUGGCCCGACGCUGGCGCUGGGUCGAUCAUGGCGACACGUUCGCAACCCAUUGCAUCGGCGGUAUUCUGGCGACAAUAGCAACUGGAUGCUUUGCGCGGAAGGAAGUCGCGGGCUAUGAUGGCGUCACGGAGAUCGCUGGAGGUGUCUUCUUCGACGGCAAUGUUCGGCAGCUGGGUGUGCAAAUUGUUGAGGCUUCUGUUGGGUUCUUCUGGUCGUUCAUUGGGAGCUAUGUCAUCUAUGCACUCAUCGACUGCGUGCCAGGAUUCGAGGUCUUGGCUGAGGAUAAGGAUAUCAUCGCCGGUUUAGACGCCAGCCAGAUGGACGAGGAGACGCUCUGGACAGAGACCCAAAAGUACUAUCCGUACGCGGAGCGUGAGGGCGAGCUGCACCUCGACUAAGUUUUGAUACAUGAAGCGGACGAGAUAACGCAACGCUGAUUGUCUAUGGCUAUUUUGAGUGCCUAAUGUAGAUCUUUCUAACUGUCUAGAGAGUCUUACGCAAUAGCUCGACCCUAAAUGUCACCACAUACUUACAGUCUAAAUAUGAAACA
Cucurbitaria berberidis CBS 394.84 is the source of this 1700-nucleotide messenger RNA. Its product is annotated as Rh-like protein/ammonium transporter. Gene Ontology annotation, molecular function: ammonium channel activity. Lineage: Eukaryota; Fungi; Ascomycota; Dothideomycetes; Pleosporales; Cucurbitariaceae. The record is from RefSeq and is a predicted model, not a curated record. Gene Ontology annotation, cellular component: plasma membrane. The transcript has 4 exons. The coding region runs from base 184 to 1548 and encodes 454 amino acids. Gene Ontology annotation, biological process: ammonium transmembrane transport.